ACCUGCACUUCAUUCACCAACAACUUGUUCACCACAUCCCUCCAUGGCGCAUUCGGCACAGCGAGAUUCCAACACCUUUACAGCUGGUGAUGACCUACGUCCCGAUGUCCCACAGCGCGCCUGUGUGAGCCUCUCGGCCAUCGUCGCCUUCCCUCCCCUAACUUGUGACAACAGGACAACUGCCGGCGACACAAGAUCAAGUGUGUCGGCAAGGACGAUCCCCCGUGCAAGCGUUGCAGGCACAUGCGCCUCGAGUGUCGCUUUCAAAUGCCCCCCGUGCCGCGGGCCGUCAUCGAGGAUAACGAGGCCACUAAGAAUCGCCUUGCUCAGCUCGAAGGGCAUGUGGCUGGAAUCUUUGACAAACUCGACCAGAUGAGCACGGCUUUGGUAAAGAUGAAUGAGAGGGCGGAGCGUCGGACGGACGGUUCAUCUCGCCCCGAGCAGCGCUCGCCACCAUCGCCGCUCACAAUAGAGACGUCGAUUGGUCGUCCUUCUGCAUCGCCCGUUGACCGACGCCCGCCAUCUAUAGCAUCCAGCUCGUACCGCCAAGAUUACGCCCCAUCCGUUGCCCCGCAGAAGCGCCCCUCGCCCUGGUCAGCGAGUGACAACGUGCACAACCCAUACAUGGACACUCGCCCUUCGCCCCAAGCCUCACUUCGCUCCGUCACGCUGGCCAGUGUUCCUCAGGCUCGCUCCAUUACUCCUGCGCUCAGUGACGAUGACCCACUCGAAGUCUCACUCGCGCGAGAGCGAGAUCCGAUGCUGGCAGCUGAAGGCGACCACUCAUUGGCCUACACUGCCAAUGACCGCUUAGCGAAACGGCGGCGGACGGCAGACUCACCACGAUCGCUUCAGGCAGCCGGCACUCCUGCCGGCAAUGACCCGCUCCGCGGAGCGGCUGAUCCCGUCACACUCGGUCUCAUUUCUGAGGAAGAAGGACGGCGUCUAUUCGACAGCUUUCUAAAAUCCGCGUACCCAUUCACCCCUGUGCUCGAUCCCGCCCGCGACUCAUGGGAAAGUAUGCGUGAGCGCUCCCCGUAUUGCAUCACCGUGAUGCUUCUGAUUGCGCUCAAACAGCGUGAGGCCGCUGGCGCUGCAUCCGACUUAUCCACAAAGCUAGCUGACGAGGUGGAGAGGAUAACAAAGCUCACCCUGUACGCACCAGUGACCCUGGAAACCUUACAGGCCAUGGCGAUUCUCAUUUCAUACUCUGACAACGCGUGGCGGAUUUGUUCUCACGCAAUGGCGCUUGCAAUUGACAUGCGACUGUACCGCUGCCUUCCCUAUUUGCACAAGAUUCGCACUGAGGCACAGAAUCCGAACCUCAUGCUGGAACGGCAGCGCUCCCUCGUGGUCGGCGCCCGCAUAUGGUUAUCACUCGUUCGCCAGGCUUACGAGAUGAGUUUUAAUCAUGCACUACCGAUUCUGUUUCCGUCCGACCACGGCCGACGCACAUCGUUCAAGCGUGAUCUGCUGGAUCACCCGUUGUCCAACUUGUACGACAGCCGACUAGUCAUCUCGGUCGAGAUGUGCGAAGUGCGAGAGAGCAGUUUCAGACCGUUCGAUACGGUUGACAAUCACGAGGAGAUGGAUGCGCUUCUGCGAGAAGCCAACGCGGGGAUGGAAGAGCUCGACGCUCACUGGAGCUCGUACUAUGACAGAUUGGGCCUACCGCAGGACCACUUUCUUCGCAUCGAGCUGAGCAACCAGCGGGCGUACAGUGUCCUUUACACAAAUUCCCCAGCUUGGAGCGGCGUGCAGAAGCCGGAGGAUGUGCGCCGACUCAGCAAGGAGCGUCAGCUAUGGGUAGCUGCCGCGCUAGACGCCGCAGCCUUCCUCGUGUCGUCUGUUGCCAGCCGCCUUGACAGCUCCGAGUUUGGAAACCACAAUUUCCAUGUCGGCAUCAUUGCAACCGCUCGUUACCUUAUUCGCAUGUGUGAGCUUCUACCUGAUGCUUGCAACGCGCAAGAAGUUGCGCUGUCAAUAGAUCGCCUGCUUGUCAAGCUGCCAUACCCGUUUGCCGGGUUUGCGGAGGGGCUGCGCCGCACUCUCGCUCGAGCGCGGGAGAAGGGCAUCCUGCCAUUCUCACAGAUGAGCUCAGCAGCAGCGAGGCGCCCAGUCCCAUCACUCCAGCCCGCCCUUUACCAACAACCCGCUCCGCCACCCGGUCUUAAUCCUUUCCCAUGGCAUGACCCCGUACAAACGGUCGAUUUAAAUCAGUUCAUGGAUGCUCCCGCGUCGGGCACGGCAGCCGUUUCAAGGCCUCGGGCAGACUCAAUCGCUUGGGCGGAGGAGUUCGAUCUCGCCGCGUGGUUUCCCGCUACUGCCGACACAACUGAGGGUAUCCCGCUGGACUUCACCGCGCUUGAUGUUGACAUGGCCAACUUUUUUCCAGCCGCACCUCAAGUAUGGUUCGACGGGUCGUCGUAGAUGCCGAGGAACGCGGCGAACCUUCUGCGGUACAUCCUUCGACAAUGCUACAUCCGGUGCAA
Molecule: messenger RNA, 2492 nt
Organism: Cutaneotrichosporon oleaginosum
Lineage: Eukaryota; Fungi; Basidiomycota; Tremellomycetes; Trichosporonales; Trichosporonaceae
Biological process (GO): regulation of DNA-templated transcription
Cellular component (GO): nucleus
Molecular function (GO): DNA-binding transcription factor activity, RNA polymerase II-specific; transcription cis-regulatory region binding
Source: RefSeq, a predicted model, not a curated record